Messenger RNA from Drosophila serrata, 644 nucleotides. RefSeq names its product ribosomal protein S18 (gene RpS18). Gene Ontology annotation, biological process: translation. Gene Ontology annotation, cellular component: cytosol; ribosome; small ribosomal subunit. NCBI's taxonomy places the organism in Eukaryota, Metazoa, Arthropoda, Insecta, Diptera, Drosophilidae. The record is from RefSeq and is a predicted model, not a curated record. Gene Ontology annotation, molecular function: RNA binding; structural constituent of ribosome.
AUGCACGCAAUCGAUAGUAAAAUCGAAGGUGCAGCUCUAAACGUCAGGGCCGCUUCCUGUUUCUUUCUUUCCGAUAAUUUGUCCCAUACAAACGGCAAAAUGUCGCUCGUCAUCCCAGAGAAGUUCCAGCACAUCCUGCGUAUCAUGAAUACGAACAUCGAUGGCAAGCGCAAGGUCGGCAUCGCCAUGACCGCCAUCAAGGGUGUGGGUCGUCGCUACUCCAACAUUGUGCUGAAGAAGGCCGAUGUCGAUCUGACCAAGCGCGCCGGUGAGUGCACCGAGGAGGAGGUCGACAAGGUGGUGACCAUCAUCUCAAACCCCCUGCAGUACAAGGUGCCCAACUGGUUCCUCAACAGGCAGAAGGACAUCAUCGACGGCAAGUACUGGCAGCUGACCUCCUCCAACUUGGACUCGAAGCUGCGUGACGAUCUGGAGCGUCUGAAGAAGAUCCGCUCCCACCGCGGUCUGCGUCACUACUGGGGCCUGCGUGUCCGUGGCCAGCACACCAAGACCACCGGUCGUCGUGGUCGCACCGUUGGUGUGUCCAAGAAGAAGUAAGCUGCUGCAACGUUCCCUGCCGGAUUGCCGACUCUACUUUAACUUUUACUUCAACAUCAAAAUAAAAGAAAACACGGAAACCGGAA